UGUGGGCCCUGGGCAUCGGGAGUGCUGCCCGGAGCCGACUUUUCCGCCGGCCGCGCCGUGACGGCUUCCCGGACCUGCCCUCUUUGUGGGGGUCCCCGCAGCCUCGCCCGGGCCCCAGAUAGUACAAUGGUGGGCGAGGAGAAGAUGUCUCUAAGAAACCGGCUGUCAAAGUCAAGUAAAAAUCCGGAGGAAGAUGAAGACCGGAGAAACCCUACAGUGGAGUCCUUACAGAUACCUAGUAAUGGUCGAAUUGACAUAAAACGGUUGAUAGCAAAGAAGAUGCAGUUGACAGCAGAGGCAGAGGAAUUGAAACCAUUUUUUAUGAAGGAAGUUGGCAGUCACUUUGAUGACUUCGUGACCAAUCUCAUUGAAAAAUCAGCAUCAUUAGAUAAUGGAGGGUGUGCUCUCACAACUUUUUCUGUUCUUGAAGGAGAGAAAAACAACCAUAGAACAAAAGAUCUGAGAGCACCUCCAGAACAAGGGAAGAUUUUUACUGCAAGGCGAUCUCUCUUAGAAAUAUUUGAGUUUAAAAAUAUUAACAUUCGUUUAAUAAUGAAGGCCCAUUCAUUUGUCAGAGAGAAUGUGCCUCGGGUUCUAAAUUCUGCUAAGGAGAAAUCAAGCACUGUUCCAGUACCUACAGUCAACCAGUACUUGUACUUCUUGUUUGCUCCUACCCUCAUCUACCGUGACAGCUAUCCCAGCUAUUUGGAAGGACUCUUAAUACUGUUGAUCUUAUUUUUAGGGGUGCUGAUUCUGUUCCUUACUUUUUUUGCUUUUUUGCACUGCUGGCUCAAUGCCUUUGCUGAGAUGUUACGCUUUGGCGACAGGAUGUUUUAUAAGGAUUGGUGGAACUCCACAUCAUACUCCAACUAUUACAGGACCUGGAAUGUGGUGGUCCAUGACUGGCUAUAUUAUUAUGCUUACAAGGACUUUCUCUGGUUAUUCUCUAAGAGGUUCAAGUCUGCUGCCAUGCUGGCCGUCUUCGCUGUGUCUGCUAUCGUGCACGAGUACGCCUUGGCUGUUUGCUUGAGCUUUUUCUAUCCCGUGCUCUUCGUGCUCUUCAUGUUCUUUGGAAUGGCUUUCAACUUCAUUGUAAAUGAUAGUCGGAAAAGGCCGAUUUGGAAUGUUCUGAUGUGGACAUCUCUUUUCUUGGGUAUUGGAGUUUUGCUGUGCUUUUAUUCUCAAGAGUGGUAUGCACGUCAGCGCUGUCCUCUGAAAAAUCCCACAUUUCUAGAUUAUAUCCAGCCACGUUCCUGGACUUGUCAAUAUGUGUUUUAGAAGCUUGGACUUUAUUUCCUUCUUGUCACUGAAGACUGAGUAUUCUCCUUGAUUUGGAGCCAGCCGUCACUGAAGCUGUCUGCGUUAUUUGGACCACUCCAGGCUUUACGGAAGGCUCAUUCAAUCCCUAGGUCACUUGAAGCAGAACUGUUGGAAGCUCGCUGGGGUCUUGCACACUAAGCAGGACUCUGUUGUUGUUGGGGUUGGGGGAAGAGAAGGAAGACCCACAGCCGAGGUGAUGACAGAUUCUUGCUGGGUUGUGUCAGCUUUAGCCUUGGUAGUUAUACUGUUUGGUUUUCUUAACUCCGUCCAUUCAGAGACUAAACAUAAUACUUACUUGGCCACUGAACUAGCCAAAACACUUGUGAAGACAUUGUGUAAGUACCUCUGACUUAGAAUUUUUUUUCACAAACAUUUUUGGAGCAUAUGCUAAUUAAACAUGAAAUUG
Messenger RNA from Propithecus coquereli (Coquerel's sifaka), 1726 nucleotides. It is a transcript of the gene SOAT1, whose product is annotated as sterol O-acyltransferase 1. Gene Ontology annotation, biological process: cholesterol metabolic process; cholesterol efflux. Gene Ontology annotation, cellular component: endoplasmic reticulum membrane. The coding region runs from base 127 to 1278 and encodes 383 amino acids. Lineage: Eukaryota; Metazoa; Chordata; Mammalia; Primates; Indriidae. The transcript is spliced from 13 exons. Gene Ontology annotation, molecular function: fatty-acyl-CoA binding; cholesterol binding; cholesterol O-acyltransferase activity. The record is from RefSeq and is a predicted model, not a curated record.